Penicillium canescens is the source of this 924-nucleotide messenger RNA. RefSeq lists its product as uncharacterized. The coding region runs from base 1 to 924 and encodes 307 amino acids. The transcript is spliced from 3 exons. Lineage: Eukaryota; Fungi; Ascomycota; Eurotiomycetes; Eurotiales; Aspergillaceae. Gene Ontology annotation, molecular function: oxidoreductase activity, acting on the CH-OH group of donors, NAD or NADP as acceptor. The record is from RefSeq and is a predicted model, not a curated record.
AUGCCAACAUCACUAGUCACAGGAGGCUCGGGCUUUAUCGGCCUUUACGUGGUAAGGGGUCUUCUUGAAAAGGGUGAUCUCGUCAACACCACUGUCCGCAGUCUGAAAAAUCUCUCCAAGUGCAAGCCACUGCUUGAGAUGCAACAAAAGUUUCCAGGCAGGCUCACACUAUUUGAGGCCGAUCUGAUGAAGAACGACUCUUUUCUGCAGGCGAUGAAGGGCUGCGAUGUUGUCUACCACGUUGCCUCGCCGUUCUUAGUCCCGCAACAAAUCAAGAACGGCUUAAAAGAUUGCGUCGAGCCCGCUCUUCAAGUUGCGGCCAUGUAUGGUGAUAGUUCGGAUAUCCUCAAAAUGAAGGACAGUACUCUCUUCUCUAAGCUAAUCGCUGAGCGUGAGGCCUGGAAGAUAUGUGACGCUCAGGACCGCUGGGACCUUGUGGUCAUCAACCCGGGCCUAGUCCUUGGUCCGUUACUCACUCCUGAGUCAGCCUCCGGUAGCCUGUUCCUGCUGGAUGCCAUGUACAAGGGCGAUAAUCGCUCGGGCGUUCCGGAGCUACACUACCCUGUGGCAGAUGUGCGGGAUGUGGCAGAGGCGCACAUCAGAGCAGGAAAGAGUCCGUCUGCGAAGGGGAGGUACAUCAUCGCCGGUGACCGCAGUAUUUGCUUGCUAGAUAUGGCGAACUAUGUGAGGGCAAUUCAUCAUAAGCCCGAAUCAUUGCCCACCCGCAAUCUUCCCAAAUUUCUCGUCUUCGUUGCGGGCCCCUUCAUUGGCUUGCCCAUGAAAUGGGUGUCUAGAAACAUCGGCAUUUCCUAUAAGGUCAACAACAGCAAGAGUAUCGUCGAGUUGGGGCUCUCAUACCGUCCAGCAGAGCAAGUGCUUAACGAUCACUAUUUGUCGUGGCAAAAGGAAAACGCUGACAUGUAG